Molecule: messenger RNA, 3832 nt
Organism: Nelumbo nucifera (sacred lotus)
Lineage: Eukaryota; Viridiplantae; Streptophyta; Magnoliopsida; Proteales; Nelumbonaceae
Source: RefSeq, a predicted model, not a curated record
UUUGAAUGGGUUAUUCCAAUCCCAAUGUUUGAUUAGGUAGAAUUUCAUUCUCAUUCCUGCUGGGAAUGACAUUUCCCAUUUGAGAAUAAAAUUCAUUAUAUCUUAUUUCAAUUCAGAUUCUUAUUCCAAAUUGAACCAAACAGAUUGCCGAAAUAGACCAUUCCCAAUUCCGAGGGAUUUUAAUUCCAUUCUGAUUCAGACCACGAAUCAAACGGGCCCUUGGUGGAUAACGUGCAAGGUGCGAACUAAACCAUCGAACUCCCGCCAAACCUUUAUUUUCAACCAUCAAGAGUGAGAGCUGAAAAGAUUCAGCAAUAAUAGCAAGUCGCUUGUCUUUCUCCGCUUGAAAGUUAAAAAUCCCCCGACUCAGAGGGAAUCUAUGAUCCGUAGUUGUCUUUAAUCAACACUAGGGUUUCGGCUUGUCCUCACUCGGGGAUUAUUGUUCCCAGCAAUGGCGGACAAGAUCUUGAGGAGGUCUCCGAGAAGCUGCAUCUCUCAUCCACAAGGUAAGGCCUGCAUUACUCCGUCUUUGAAUGUGGCUGCUACGGCGACGUCGGACGAGAAAUGCGUUACAAGUUCUCCAGGAAUCUUCUCGGCUUCGAUGGGGACUGAAUGUAGGAGCUCAAAGGAUAAUUCAGUUCUGUUUCCUGAUUCUACUGAGAAACGACCUCCAGUGACCGAAAAUGGUAAAAGGCGCAUGGCUCCGUCAUUGAAAACAGCUGAGGGGACAAUGCCGGACGAGAAACUUGUCAGAAGAUCUCCAAGAAUCUCAUCGGCCUCGUUGGGGACUAAAAACAACAACAUAAGUGAUAAUUCGCUUGAAUUUAUUGAUUUUGCUAAGAAACGGUUGUCUUCAGCGCCUGAAAUUGGUAAAAGUCAUUUGGUUCUAUCUCCGAAGACAGAUGACCUGACAAAUCCGGACGAGAAAUGUGUCAGGCGGUCUCAGAGGAUGUCCUUAGCUUCAAAGGCAUCCGACAACAGCAGUUCAAAGGGAAACCCUCUUGACUUUCUUGACUCGGCUGAGAAACGGCCUACAUUGCUUGAAAAUGGUAAGAACCGGAUGACUGCGUCUUUGGAAACAGAUGAACAAAUAUUGUUGGACGAGAAAUAUGUAAGGAGAUCUCCAAGAAUCUCCUUAGAUUCGAACAAAUCCCUUGAGUUUCUCGAUUCUGCUCAGAAGCGGCCUUCAGUGUAUCACAAUUGUAGUCGUAUGAGCCCAUAUUUGAAAACAGCUGACCAGACAAGUCCGAAUGAGAGAUGUGUAAGACGAUCUCCAAGGAUAUCCUUGGCUUUGAUGGGGACUGAAAAUAUCCUCUCAAAGGGUGAUUCUUUUGAAUUGGCCAAUUCUUCUCAGAAAGGGAAUGACAAGGAAUACGUUGUUUCCACUGAUCAGGCAAUGCUUGGUGAGAAAUGCAUCAAACGAUUUCCAAGAACAUCCUUAGCUUCGACAGUGACUGAAAACAACCAUUCGAAUUGCAGUUCGCUUGAAUUUGAGGAUUCUGCUGAAAAACCGCCUCCGAAGAAGCUAAAGGCCGCUUUUUCAAAGAAUAAAAGUAAGGAAUCUGACACUGUAUCAUUUUUCAUUGGUGAGCCAGUCCCUGCUGAUGAAGCUCGACAAAGGUGGCCUUGGCGCUAUGAAGAGAAGGGCAGGGGAAGUAAGCGGAGUUUGAUGUCUAAUAAUGAUGAAGAGGAUGAGAUAAUUUUGAAUGUGAAAUGCCAUUAUACUCAAGCUGAAAUAGAUAAGUGUAUUUUCAAUCUUGGAGAUUGUGCAUAUGUAAAGGGCAAAGAAGGAGCACAAAAUUAUGUAGGCCGGAUCUUGGAGUUUUUCAAAACAAUGGAGGGUGGAGAUUAUUUUAGAGUGCAAUGGUUCUUUAGAGCAGAAGAUACGGUCAUGAAAGAUGAAGCCACCUUCCAUGACAAGAAGCGACUAUUUUAUUCUGAUUUAAUGAAUGACAAUUUAUUAGAUUGCAUUGUUUCAAAAGUCAAGAUCGUACAGAUGGCACCUAGUGUAGAUUUGAAACCAAGAUACAUGCCACCGUGUGACUUAUAUUACGAUAUGAAAUACUCAGUGGACUAUUCCACAUUUACUACUAUUUUAGAUGAUGUUUCUGCUGAAAGCAGUGGUCUAUCUUCCUCUGGUUUCCCUAAGAUAUUUAAGAAGAAUGACACUAUGCCUUAUUUGGACAAAAGACUGGACUAUGGACCAGAAACAUCAGAGCUGGCACUUCUGGAUCUGUAUUCUGGUUGUGGUGGAAUGUCAACUGGACUAUGCCUUGGUGCUAAACUUUCUGGUGUAAAUCUCGUGACGAGAUGGGCUGUUGAUUUUAAUGUACAUGCAUGUGAAAGCUUGAGGCUAAAUCAUCCAGAAACACAAAUUAGGAAUGAAACUGCAGAGGAUUUUCUUGACCUAUUGAAGGAAUGGGAAAAACUUUGCAAAAGGUAUGUGGUUAGAGAUACGGAAAGAACACGGAGGUCUUGUUCGAGGGCAUCUAAGACAAAAGUUGGUUCUCAGUGUGAAUCUGACAUUCAACCUGGUGAAUAUGAAGUUUUGAAGUUGGUCGAUAUUUGCUAUGGCGAUCCUGGUGAAACGGGAAAUCGUGCACUGAGAUUUAAGGUGCGCUGGAAGGGUUAUCAUCCAAGUGAUGAUACAUGGGAACCAAUUGAACAUUUGGGUAAUUGUCAAGAUCGAUUAGUGGAAUUUGUGAGAGAAGGCUGUAAGUCAAAGAUAUUGCCACUUCCAGGUGAUGUUGAUGUCAUUUGUGGGGGCCCUCCUUGCCAAGGGAUUAGUGGCUAUAAUCGUCACAGAAAUGUUGAUGCACCUCUAGAUGAUGAAAAAAAUCGGCAAAUAGUAGUCUUUAUGGAUAUAGUGGAGUUCUUAAAACCUAAGUAUGUUUUAAUGGAAAAUGUGGUUGACAUUUUGAGGUUUGCCAAGGGUUCUCUUGGACGAUAUGCUCUAAGUCGAUUGGUUCAUAUGAAUUACCAAGCAAGGCUUGGAACAAUGGCUGCCGGUUGUUAUGGUCUUCCACAAUUUCGGUUGCGUGUUUUCUUGUGGGGUGCCCAUCCUAAUGUGAAACUACCACAAUAUCCACUUCCCACACAUGAUGUAAUUUUGAGAUAUGGUUCCCCCAAUGAGUUUGAGCGUAAUGUCGUUGCCUAUGAUGAGGGCCAGCCCCGGAAACUAGAAAAAGCACUUUGCCUUCAUGAUGCUCUCUCUGAUCUUCCAGUUGUCACAAAUGAUGAAACUCGUGAGGAGAUGUCAUACAGAAAACCUCCAGAAACUGAGUUCCAAAAAUAUAUUAGAUCAACUAUAUGUGAGAUGAUGGGUUCCAUGUGCAAUGGUGAAAGACAAACUAAAUCUGUACUUUAUGAUCAUCGGCCUCUUCCCUUAAACGAAGAUGAUUAUGCAAGAGUUUGUCAAAUACCACAAAGAAAGGGAGCAAACUUCAGGGACCUCCCUGGUUUAAUUGUUGGAGCUGACAAUGUUGUCCAGCUGGAUCCAUCAAUGGAGCGGAUACUAUUGCCAUCUGGAAAGCCUUUGGUUCCUGAUUAUGCUUUGAGGUAUGCCCAAGGAAAGUCAGUGAGACCUUUUGCACGACUAUGGUGGGAUGAGACAGUACCCACUGUAUUGACGACAAUAGAUCCUCGUUUCCAGGCAACUUUACAUCCUGAGCAAGAUCGAGUCCUUACUAUACGUGAGUGUGCUAGGCUACAAGGUUUUCCUGAUUAUUAUAGGUUCUAUGGGACAAUAAAACAAAGGUACAUUGUUGUUUUCUUCUUUUCAUUUUUCCAACUGUCAAGCUUUGGCACUUUUGCAAUUGCUUCUUUGCAAUAG